UUUCAGCCAAUCAGCAGCGCUCUAGGGAAACAAGCGGACCAAUCAGAAAGCAGUGCGCCCUGUUUGAGGUUAACCUGUUUAGUUCAUAACCUGACUGGACCCGCUGCCUGCUUCAUUAGUAAAACACGAACCGACACGAUGUACGGCGGAACCGAACCGCCUCCCGUCUCCAUCCGCUGCAGAAAGUAGCGCCCCGGGUCAUGGCUCGGAGUCGAUCCGACUUCCUGCCGCUCCUGCCCCGCCGGAAUGCCCGGCUGGACUCGUUCCUGAAGCGGAACACGGAGCGGGCUCUGUACGAGCGGAUCCGAACCUACGAACCGUGCGUGGUGGUCUCUGACGUCAUCAACAAGGUCUACAUGUACGCGGUGCUGAGUGACGAGCGCGUGUACCUGACGGAGUUCCCGCCACGCGCGCUGACCGCCGCCGUGAGCCUCGAGCGCGUGCGCGACAUCGAGCUGGUGAACGACCUCCCAGAUUUCCUCAGUUCAAAGGACAGGGAGCGCUGUCAGCACAUACGGAUCACCUACAUUCCAGAAAGGCCUGCAGAGAAGCAACAUGAUUGGUUACAGAGGGAGAAGGGGGAGGGGCUUCCUCCUGUGGCCCCGCCCUCUCGCAGAGCCAGCCACUGUCCAAUCAGAAUACAUGACUUAAAAGGAUAUCCUGCAGACAGCUGGUGGGAGAAAGAGGAGCUCCAGCCGGUGAUGAAGACCAGCCGCUCUUCCUCCUGCCCCGACCCGGAGACUCUGGGCCUCCCCAGGAUUCCUCUUCCUCAUCCUCCCUCGCCUCCUUCCUCACCACCAGAGGAAAACCUGAAAACAGCUGAGAGCCGCCAGGUGACCCAGAGGAUCGGCGCCGUCCUGACCCGGCUGCUGAGGCGGGACCGAGCGGACUUCGGGGAAGAGAGGGAAGCCGAGCUGCACCUUUACGUGGUUUCUCAGACCUCCACCCUGUACCUCCACCUGCAGAGCUGCUGGAACAGCUUCGUCAUCAAGUCGACCCGGCUCCUGGAUCCGGUCUACAGGAGGAGAAGCACGCCGUCGUCCGACUCCAUCAGCGCGGAGCGGACGGCUCACCUGUUCGCUCAGCUGAGUUCGGAGCUGCUGCAGGACGGCAUCACCGUGGAGAACCGGUACCUUCUGCUGCAGGAGCUGAGGACAGCGGCUCACCGCAACGUCACGCUGAGGAGGCUCUUUUGGAGGGUGAGACGUUACGAUAAAGAGAACAGACAGAGUGAAAAUACCUGGAAAUGUGGACAGAAAUCAAGAUUUUUAUCCAUUUAUUUUUGUUCCCAGUCCGGUGAGGCGUUUGUCUUCCUGGUUCAGACUCUGGAGGAAUGUCUUCAUGGCUGUCAGAGUUUCAGCAGAUUUCACACCACAGAUCAGCUACUGCUGAGUACGCUGAUCAUCCAGACGUUCGCCAUCAUGUUCAGAGAGACGGAGGUGGAAGUGUCCAGGAGCAGCCUGCUCUUCGCCAACAGAGGGGCUCUGAUCUCCAGACUGCUGCUCGCCUUCGUUUGUGAUCCUGACGGUGAGAAGCAGAGUCGAGGCUCCGCGUCUGACUCAGAGCUCCAGGAUUUAGUCUCAGAGUACCUGGAUGCUGCCUGCUCUCUGCUGUUUGAGCUGCUGCUGCUGGGCUACCAGACCAGCCGAUGUUUCCCUGGAGAGAACUUCAUGUCCGUGUCGUGGAUCCUGGGAGUCCUUCAGCCUCACCCCCACCUGGUAAGCCUUCCUCACAGGAGUCCAGCCGUUCAGCUCCUCCAGGUAACCUCAGUCUGUCCUCCGCAGCUGCCCUUCAUCCGCCACCAGGCCCAGCUGCUGGUUCUGGUUCUGUCGGACCAGACCGGGUCGGUUCUGAGCCCGGCGGAGUCCGUUCUGUUGUUCCAGCGCUGUCGCCUCCUGCUGGCCUGUCUGCAGUACAACAACCAGCUGGCUCAGCACCUGCAGCUAAACUUCAGAGAGGAAUUCAGAUUCGCAGUGACUCCGUCCAGCGCCGAGCAGAAGCUGCAGCCUCGUUAUCCGAUCUGCAAGCCGACUGUGAGACUCAUUCAGCGCAUCGUGACGCUCAUCCAGCGCAGCUGAGCCCACAGGAAGCUAGAAGUUCACUACAGAAACAAAACGCUCAGACAGAAUGUGCCUUUAGCGUCUUUAUCAGUGGCAGGAAUGAUGCUGCUGCAGGUCCGAUAACAUCCACCUGAUUGGUUCUGUGGGUAAUCAAUAAAUUAUCAGUUUCACAGCAAAUCAAACUGGAAUCGCUGAUUUGUUCAGUAAUAUUUGGGAUUUUUUUUUAAAAAUGGUUCACUUUGUUUAUUAAUAAAAAAUAAUUUUUACAAGUUAUUAUUUUGCUCCAUAAGCGACACCAGAGUCUGGAGAGCUGGAGGUUUCAUCCUGUAAACAAUUCAUCCUGGAAACGAUUCAUCCUGGAAACGAUUCAUCCUGGAAACGAUUCAUCCUGGAAACGAUUCGUCAUGGAAACGAUUCGUCAUGGAAACGAUUCGUCCCGGAAACGAUCCGUCCCGGAAACGAUCCGUCCCGGAAACGAUUCAUCCCGGAAACGAUCCGUCCCGGAAACGAUCCGUCCCGGAAACGAUUCAUCCCGGAAACGAUCCGUCCCGGAAACAAUUCAUCAUGGAAACGAUUCAUCAUGGAAACGAUUCAUCCUGGAAACGAUUCCUGAUGGAGUUCCUACUGAAAAACUGGGACUGGAGAGACUUUAAUCAGUUUCUGCACCGUUCAUCCAUCCGUUCAUCCAACCAACCGUUCAUCCAUCCAAAAAUUGUAAAGAUCUUUUUUAAUGAGUCCAUUCAGACAG
Messenger RNA from Xiphophorus hellerii (green swordtail), 2808 nucleotides. RefSeq names its product chromosome 17 C12orf56 homolog (gene c17h12orf56). The coding region runs from base 201 to 2078 and encodes 625 amino acids. The record is from RefSeq and is a predicted model, not a curated record. Lineage: Eukaryota; Metazoa; Chordata; Actinopteri; Cyprinodontiformes; Poeciliidae. The transcript is spliced from 12 exons.